CAUUGCAGUGUUUCUGCCACCUCUGUACAAAAGACAAUUUUACUUGUGUGACAGAUGGACUCUGUUUUGUCUCUGUUACUGAGACCACAGACAAAGUUAUACACAAUAGCAUGUGUAUAGCUGAAAUCGACCUAAUUCCUCGAGACAGGCCAUUUCUGUGUGCACCCUCUUCAAGAACUGGGUCUGUUACCACAACGUAUUGCUGUGAUAAGGACCAUUGCAAUAAAAUAGACCUCCCAACUACUGGCCCUUUUUCAGUAAAGCCGACACCUGGCCUUGGUCCCGUGGAACUGGCAGCUGUCAUUGCUGGACCAGUCUGCUUCGUCUGCAUCUCACUCAUGUUGAUGGUCUAUAUCUGCCAUAACCGCACUGUCAUUCACCAUCGAGUGCCAAAUGAAGAGGAUCCUUCAUUAGAUCGCCCUUUUAUCUCAGAGGGUACUACGUUAAAAGAUUUGAUUUAUGAUAUGACAACAUCGGGUUCUGGAUCAGGUUUACCACUGCUUGUUCAGAGAACAAUUGCAAGAACUAUUGUGUUACAAGAAAGCAUUGGCAAAGGAAGAUUUGGAGAAGUCUGGAGGGGAAAGUGGCGGGGAGAAGAAGUUGCUGUUAAGAUAUUCUCCUCUAGAGAAGAACGUUCAUGGUUCCGUGAGGCAGAGAUUUAUCAAACUGUAAUGUUACGUCAUGAAAACAUCCUGGGAUUUAUAGCAGCAGACAAUAAAGACAAUGGUACGUGGACUCAGCUCUGGUUGGUGUCAGAUUAUCAUGAGCAUGGAUCCCUCUUUGAUUACUUGAACAGAUACACGGUUACUGUGGAAGGAAUGAUAAAACUCGCUCUGUCCACAGCAAGUGGUCUUGCCCAUCUUCACAUGGAGAUUGUUGGUACCCAAGGAAAACCAGCCAUUGCACAUAGAGAUUUGAGAUCAAAGAAUAUCUUGGUAAAGAAGAAUGGAACUUGCUGUAUUGCAGACUUAGGACUGGCAGUGAGACAUGAUUCAGCCACAGAUACAAUUGAUAUUGCUCCAAACCAUAGAGUGGGAACAAAAAGGUACAUGGCCCCUGAAGUUCUCGAUGAUUCUAUAAAUAUGAAACAUUUUGAAUCCUUCAAACGUGCCGACAUCUAUGCAAUGGGCUUAGUGUUCUGGGAAAUUGCUCGACGAUGUUCCAUUGGUGGAAUUCAUGAGGACUACCAGCUGCCUUAUUAUGAUCUUGUACCUUCUGAUCCAUCAGUUGAAGAAAUGAGAAAAGUUGUUUGUGAACAGAAAUUAAGGCCAAAUAUUCCAAACAGAUGGCAGAGUUGUGAAGCCUUGAGAGUCAUGGCUAAGAUUAUGAGAGAAUGUUGGUAUGCCAAUGGAGCGGCUAGGCUUACAGCUUUGCGGAUCAAGAAAACUUUGUCACAGCUCAGUCAACAGGAGGGCAUCAAAAUGUAACUCUGCCAUGCUGAAGAUCAGCUGUAAGGGCAAAGGAGCUGGAUUGCUGAGUUACAUGAAACAUUUCUUACUUUUAAAGAAAGGAAUUUACUCCUGGUUAGUACAUUCUCAGAGGAUUCUGAACCACUAAAGAGUUCUUUUGAUUCAGACUUUGAAUGUACUGUUAAACAAUUUUUCAGGAUCUUAAAGCUAACACUUUUAAAACUCUUAAGUCUAAAAAAUGACCUCAUAUAGUAGUGAGGAACAUAAUUUAUGCAAUUGUAUUUUGUAUACUAUUAUUGUUCUUUCACACAUUCAGAACAUUACAUGCCUUCAAAAUGGGAUUGUACUAUACCAGUAAGUGCCACUUAUGUUGUUCUAAUGGAGAUGAGUAGAAUUUCUUAGGGUCUCUGUGUUAAAAGCUAUAGUGUUUGAAUUCAAAAAGUUUUUCUGGGUAGCCCGCACUUUCCUGUUUUGUAUUUUGGAAGGGUUUUUGUGGUAUGUCAUUCGCAAUUCCAUUUUGAAAAUGCCUUUCUCUUACCAAAAUGUAUUUAAACCACUAAAGAAAUGAAGUGGCAUUGAUUAGUAAAUUGUUAUCAUGGUCAAGUUUGAAUAUCUCACAUCAAUUUUCUACAUUUUAAUUGUAUUGUCUAAGUAUACUUAAAAAAUCAAGUGGCACUCCAGAUGCUAAUAGUACUUUAAUAAUUUAAAGUUCGUAGCAUACAGACUAAUUUUUCUAAAAGGGAAAGUUUGUCUAGCUGCUUGUGAAAAGCUGUGUGAUAUUCCAUAAGCCAUUUUUUUUUCUUUUUCUGAUCAAAGACAGUGUUAUUUUUUUAAGAAAUGAAUUACAUUUAAAAUUAGAAUAUGGUUAAUGAUAAAUAAUAGGCCUUUAUUUAGGAAGGCAAAAAUAGUUAAUAAUUUGAAUAGAUAACAGGUGUGUGAGAAAGUCACCUUUGUUUUGUAGGAUAAAUGUUCAGUGGAUUCUCUGUACCUAAGGUUAGAGUUAGUGUGGUUUUGAGGUCUCACUACACUUUGAGGAAGGCAGCUUUUAAUUCAGUCUUUCCUUAUUUAUGCAGAUAUUACAACUGCUUAACUUACCUAGUUACAUAAUGAAUUCAGUGCCCCCUUGAUAUUUGGGAGAGAUGGUAACUAAAGGACAUUCUGAGUAUAGGUUUUCCAUUUACAGAUGUUUUCAGUCAAAUUAAAUGUUUAAAGCAAAUUUGUCAUGGUCUUCUCACAUUAAGUUGCAACUAGCUUAUAAUAAGUGGUUUUUAUUUCUAGUACGAUAAAGUCUUCACAGGGCUUUUACGGUUCUCAAAGUCCUUUUUAUCACUGUGAUCUUAUUUUGAGAGGGAAAAAGGAUCAUAACUGUGAAGCAAGACUUUGCCCUUAUAGUGUUAUCAAUUCCCCAAUAAAAGGGUCCUAAUAACAUUUCCAAGUAUAAUUUUGGUCAGAAAGAGACAGAGGCCAUUUUCACUGAAUUUGUUGCAUUCUGAUAAUGUCUUAUCUUGUAUACAUAGAAUAAAUUUGAAGACUAUUUGAUCUUAAAACCAAAGUAAUUUUAGAAUGAAUGACAUAUAUUAAAUAGGAAUUUAGUGUCAAUUUUAUGUGUUUAAAAACAUGGGGAAAAUGUGCUUAGAGGUUAUAUUUUGACUACCAAUUUGAGUUUUUCUGUCAUUUCCAUGAUUUUAUCAAAGCAAAUGAAUGAGUUUGAAAGGUUUGUUUAUAUAGUUGUGUUGUAUUACCUGUUUAAUAAUCUAGUUUCAUGAUCAGGUACUUAUUUCUCUCUUUCUCUCUUUCUCUUUCUUUCUUUCUUUCUUUCUUUCUUUCUUUCUUUCUUUCUUUCUUUCUUUCUUUCCUUUUUUUCUUCUAUUUCUAAGCCUACCAGAUCUGCUUUAUAAAAUCCAGGGGACCAAUGCAUUUUAUCACUAAAACUAUUUUUAUAUAAUUUUAAGAAAAUACCAAAAGUUGUCUGAUUUAAAGUUGUAAUACAUGAUUUCUCACUUUUAUAUAAGGUAAUCAACUUUCACUGAAGAUAUUCUUUAUUAAAUCAAAGAUUGAGUUACAAGUCUUGCCUAAACAGAUAAAAUGUACUUUUGAUGAAUCAGGGAUUUUUUUUUUUUCUUAAGUGUUGGAAUUUAGUUCUAAAUUGAGUUUACAUAUUACUGGGACUAUUCCUUUUUUGGCCAGGGACAGUUUGAUAAACUUCAAUUGGCUAAUAAUAUUGACAAUGAGAGUAACUUAAAAGAUGGGAUGGAUUGUGAAUACUGUGGCCAUAACUGCAGAUAAAUUUCAGUAAUGAUUUUGUCUUUUAGAAACACAAUUCUUUGUUUAUACCGCCUAUCCUAAGAUGCUCAUCUUCCAAGAUGCAACUUGGCUAGAAUAUACCUUCUGGCGCAUUACCUGUGCACGUUACCCUGGAAGAAUGGGGUUGUGGGAAGUAUGAUUUAGUGGGACAUAGACAUCCUUGGUUCUUCCUAUUUUCAGCUCUUUUUCUCCCAACCUGCUACCUUACUGGUCCUUGACUCAGAAACCCUUGCCUCCUCCCCACAGCAUUCUGACAGAAGAGCUGCUUUUGAGACUUACAGUAAAAUGGUUGGUGGAAAUGUGGGAUGUACUUGCAUUUACUUGAGUCAUUGGAUGUGGUAGGGAGGGAUCUCCAGUUUGGAGAUUGAGCAGCUAAGGCUGGGGAUGCUCCUGCUGGCUGCCCUCUGCCUUUGCCUUAGCUGUGGAUGAAGAGUGGGAUGGCAGCAAGGUGGCAGCUGUCGGUGGGUGGUCCAGAAGCAAAUGGCCAGGUGGAGCCCUGUAGGACAGUGCAAGGCCAGGGGAGCUAAGCCUAUAAUUCUGCUGUAAUGCUAGUACUCAAGAAGUGCCUUGAGUUGGUGUACAGUGCCAUGGCCAUCAAAAAUUCCACAUUUCAGUUAUCACAAAAUGAAAGUGGUUGCUUGGCCUUUUUGCAGUCCAUGUGUGAGUUACCUGUUUUCUUC
Messenger RNA from Tupaia belangeri chinensis (Chinese tree shrew), 4393 nucleotides. RefSeq names its product transforming growth factor beta receptor 1 (gene TGFBR1). The record is from RefSeq and is a predicted model, not a curated record. Gene Ontology annotation, biological process: protein phosphorylation; transforming growth factor beta receptor signaling pathway; heart development. Gene Ontology annotation, cellular component: plasma membrane; signaling receptor complex. Lineage: Eukaryota; Metazoa; Chordata; Mammalia; Scandentia; Tupaiidae. Gene Ontology annotation, molecular function: protein tyrosine kinase activity; ATP binding; SMAD binding.